This is a messenger RNA of Lachancea lanzarotensis, 1179 nucleotides long. It is a transcript of the gene VMA5, whose product is annotated as LALA0S04e09340g1_1. Gene Ontology annotation, cellular component: vacuolar proton-transporting V-type ATPase, V1 domain. The record is from RefSeq and is a predicted model, not a curated record. The coding region runs from base 1 to 1179 and encodes 392 amino acids. Gene Ontology annotation, biological process: proton transmembrane transport. The transcript has a single exon. Gene Ontology annotation, molecular function: proton-transporting ATPase activity, rotational mechanism. Lineage: Eukaryota; Fungi; Ascomycota; Saccharomycetes; Saccharomycetales; Saccharomycetaceae.
AUGGCCACCACACUGCAUACCGCAAACCAGUUCCUGCUCCUUUCGCUACCUUUGAGUGCCCAACCAAGCUCUGCACCAGGCGCAGAUGUCGAAAAGUGGCUGCAAGAGGAGCUAUGUGGCGGUAGACCGUUUGUUUCGGAGUUCAAGAUCCCAGAGUUCAAGAUCGGCUCUCUUGAUACUCUCGUAUUGCAAUCCGAAGAACUUGCCAAAAUUGACUCCCAGAUAAGUAGCUCUGUUGCGAAAAUCGUCGAGGUGCUUGGCAACUUGAACGAGAUGCAAACCAAUGCCUAUAAAACCCUUCCUGUUGGUAACGUGCCUGUUAUGGAAUACUUGGAGAAUUUUCAUUGGCAAACCCGCAAAUUUAGACUUGAUAGAUCUAUCAAAGAGCUCAUAAGCGACAUUGCUGACGAGUCUUUUCAAUUGGAUGCUGACGUUAGAGCCACCGCCACCAACUAUAACAAUGCCAAAACUAACUUGGCAGCCGCAGAACGCAAAAAAACCGGUGAUUUAUCUGUCAGAUCUUUGCACGACAUUGUGAAGCCUGAAGAUUUCGUACUAGGGUCAGACCACCUCACCACCGUGCUUGUAGCUGUUCCUAAAAGCUUGAAAGACGAAUUUGAAAAAAGCUAUGAGGCAAUGGCCCAAAACGUCGUACCUUGCUCGGCAAGUGUUCUCAAACAAGACAGCGAAUACAUUCUUUUCAAUGUUCACCUAUUCAAGAAGUCCGUUAACGAGUUUGUGAGUGCUUGUCGCGAAAAGAAAUUUGUGCCCCGCGAUUUCGAUUACUCUGAAGACCUUAUAAAUCAAUUGACGAAAGAGCACGAUUCUGCAGCUCAUUUGGAGCACUCUUUGCGUGUUCAAUUGGUGCGUCUGGCUAAAACUGCUUACUCGGACGUGUUCAUGAACUGGUUUCAUAUCAAAGCCCUCCGCAUUUAUGUGGAAAGUGUUUUGCGCUACGGUUUGCCUCCUCAUUUCAACACACGUUUGAUUGCAGUUCCACCCAAAAGCCUUGGAACUUGUAAAAACGAACUGAUCAAGGAAUUUGGAUAUUUAGGUGGUAACGCUUUUUCGAAGGACAAAGCGGGCAAGAUAAAGAAGCAAGACAGCGCGUUGCACGAGUACGCCUCAAUUGUUGAUACAGAAUAUGAACCAUUCGUUAUGUACACGGUGGAAUUGUGA